Messenger RNA from Paramecium octaurelia, 552 nucleotides. Lineage: Eukaryota; Ciliophora; Oligohymenophorea; Peniculida; Parameciidae. The record is from the annotation of a GenBank genome assembly.
AUGAAUGAAUAAUUAUAUAGGAUGGAAAAAGAGAAAAAUAACCGAUGUAGGUUAUUACAUAAAGUUUAUGCUUAAAAAUAGAAGCCUCCCUUCAAUAACAUGAGUUUCCAAAUUCGAGUUUAAAAUAUGUUAAAGCAAAUUCAAUAUGCAUAAAACGAAAGAGUGCGCUGCCAAAGCGAGUUUGUAAAUAAAUUCCCUUCUAUUCUAAAACUGAACCCACUUUCCAGACCUUAAAAUAUAGUCCCAUUAAAUUUGAGACUAAACACCAUUCGCACCUCCUCUAGACAAAGCAAUUUAAUUAUAGAUGGAACUACUAAAAAGAGCUAAGAAAAAAGAUUUUAAUAGGCAAGCUUAGAAUCAAAUCUGAGACAAUCUUCGAGUCCUUUGAGAUCUGAUAUCAAGAAUAAAACCUCAAUCUAAACAUUAGUUCUAAAAGAUAUACUACUUGUAAAAGAACAGCAUACUAAACUUGAUUAGCAAACACAAGUAGAAUAUAAUUUGAUUGAAAAUAUAUCGAGCUGGUCGAGAAAGUCUUCCGAAAGCAUCUUUUGA